CCGAGUGGGUUCUUCUUCAUCUCUGGUCUCCCUUUUCUUAAAAAAAAAAUCCAUAACGUUAUUACAAAAUCACGUGUCAAGUUUCAAACGAGUUUAAUGGCUUCAGUGUAAAGAUAAACUUCCUGAUUGUUUGGAAGAUGUCCCUUUUCUUGUUUCUUCUUCUUCUUGCAAGCUCUGUAAUUACAGUAACAAUGGAGAGACAGGGAAGAUGUCGGCUAGUGCGAGUGGGAUUCCCCAUGCUGUGUAUUUGCAUGUGAACACCUUCUGGGUUUUUCUCAAAGUUUUUAACUUUUUUUUUUCUUGACGAUUCUUGAGCAGAGGGCCCAACUCUCUGCUGCCAUGAGAAGAGAGAGAAUCUUUCUAUGAUCUUGAUUCGAUCCUGUGUAUGACUUUGUUGGAUAUGGAGAAGAAGCUCUGUGUUCCAGCGUUGCUGGUUCUGGUUUUGCUUUCUGCCUCCAUAGCCGAUUCUCAGCAGUUGCAGUCAUCUCAAUCCCAGACCCUCUUGAGGAUUCAGCAGCUCCUUCACUUUCCACCUGCUCUAAGCCUCUGGAACAGCUCGACGGAUUUCUGCAAUUCUGAACCGAACCCAUCUCUAACUGUUGUCUGCUACGGAGACAGCGUCACACAGUUACACAUCAUAGGGAACAGGGGAGGAGCUCGUCUCUUACCAAAGAGUUUCUCCAUGGAUUCUUUCGUGACAACCCUUGUCAAGCUUUCCGACAUUAAAGUUCUCACCUUGGUUUCUCUUGGAUUAUGGGGUCCAUUACCUGGAAAGAUCGACCGUUUAUCCUCGUUGGAGAUUCUCAACGUCAGCUCCAAUUUCCUCUUUGGAUCAAUCCCUCAUGAACUUUCCACACUAGCGAAUCUGCAGACGCUUAUCCUGGAUAAGAACAUGUUUACUGGUGAGUUACCAGAUUGGAUUGGUUCUUUAUCUGGUUUGACAGUGUUGAGUUUCAGAAAGAACAUGUUCAACGGGUCAUUGCCUUCUUCACUGAGUGGCUUGUCGGCUCUUAGAGUUCUCGAUCUUGCGAGUAACCGGUUUAACGGGGAAGUGCCCGGUUUAAGCCAUUUGACAAACCUUCAAGUUCUGGACUUGGAAGGGAAUUGUUUAGGAUCUCGGUUUCCUAGGCUUGGUGACAAGUUGGUAACUCUCAUACUGAGCAAGAACAGGUUUAGGUCCGGAAUCACAUCAGAAGGAAUGAGUUCCUUUUAUCAGCUCCAACAUUUGGAUCUUUCGUCCAAUACGUUCAUCGGUCCGUUCCCUACUUCCGUGUUAUCUCUCCCCGGGAUAACUUAUUUGAACAUCUCACACAACAAAUUCACUGGUCGGCUCAACGUGAAUCUUUCUUGCAACUCCGAGCUUAUGCUUGUUGACCUGUCAUCGAAUCUUUUAACCGGAAGCUUACCUACCUGUCUUAAGCCGAGCUCCAGGAACAGGCUAGUUUCAUAUUCGGGUAACUGUUUGGAUACUGCCCUUGAAAACCAGCAUCCGGUUUCGUUCUGCAGCAAUGAAGCUCUUGCUGUUGGAAUUCUUCCCCAGAGAAAGAAGAGGAAGAUUUCAAAAGCCGGUCUUGCCUCGGGCAUAACUGCAGGUGUUAGCGGGUUAGUUCUGCUUGUUGUUGUCUUGUUCGUGUUUGUGAGACGAAUAAAUGCCGAGAAAACAGCAAAGAAAGCUCAUCCAAGAUUGAUAAUGGAGAAUGCUUCAACUAGAUAUACAUCUAAGUUGCUGUCAGAUGCAAGGUAUAUUUCUCGAACAAUGACGCUGGGAGCUGUCGGGAUUCCGGCCUACAGAACAUUCUCGUUAGAAGAGCUCGAAUAUGCGACCAAUAACUUCGAAACAUCAGCUUUCAUGGGUGAAGGUUCUGAGGGACAGAUUUACCGAGGGAAGUUGAAAGACGGGUUCUUUGUCGCUAUCAGAUGCUUGAAAAUGAAGAAAAGCUGCAACACCCAAAACUUUAUGCAGCAUAUCGAGCUCGUUGCUAAACUGAGGCACCGUAACUUAGUUAGCUUUCUCGGGCACUGCUUCGAGUGUUACUUGGACGAUUCUACCGUCAGCAGAAUGUUCCUCAUUUUCGAGUAUGUUCCUAACGGGAACCUCAGGAGCUGGAUUUCGGAUGUGCAUAUGGGACGGUUGCUGACAUGGGAACAACGUAUAAGCACGGCCAUAGGGGUUGCGAAAGGGAUCCAGUUCUUGCAUACGGGUAUUGUUCCGGGUGUUUAUGCGAACAAUCUGAAAACAACUGACGUUUUGCUGGACAAUAACCUCGGGGCGAAAAUCAGUAGCUAUAACCUUCCAUUACUCGAAAGUGUCGGAAAGAAGAUGUCUUCGAGUGGGCGGAAAGACGGAGAAAAACUCGAUAUUUACGACUUUGGAGUGAUCUUACUCGAGCUGAUUGUAGGGAGGCCAUUGAAAACAAAGAGUCAAGUGGAUGUUGUAAAGGAGCAGAUACAAGGGAGCGUUUCAGAAGAAGAUGCGGCGGCUCGUAGGAGCAUGGUGGACCCCACGGUUCACAGGGAAUGCUCUGAUCAGUCGUUGAAGACGAUGAUGGAAGUAUCAGUGAGGUGUCUCCUCGAGGAUCCGUGGGAGAGACCGUCCAUCGAGGAUGUCCUUUGGAACCUGCAGUUCGCGUCUCAAGUUCAGGACGGCUCGCCCGGCCGUGCGACAGCGUCGUCCUAGCUUCCUCCGAGUCUGAACGUAAGUUCAGGCACGGAGAGCAAGAACGGUAGAGGCGAGGUUCUAGUUUGGUUCCUCUCUUUACGUAACAGAUGCUCUUUUAUUUACGUUUUGUUCUUGUCAUAGUAAAUAAAAAUAUAAAGUUCUCUUGUGAAAAAAUUACUACCCUUUUUCUCUCUAAUAUUUUGUAAAAUCUAUUUAUAUUUGUUUGACAUUUUGGCAUUAUAU
Messenger RNA from Tarenaya hassleriana, 2902 nucleotides. RefSeq names its product probable inactive leucine-rich repeat receptor-like protein kinase At3g03770. NCBI's taxonomy places the organism in Eukaryota, Viridiplantae, Streptophyta, Magnoliopsida, Brassicales, Cleomaceae. The transcript has 7 exons. Gene Ontology annotation, biological process: protein phosphorylation. Bases 386 to 2677 code for a protein of 763 amino acids. The record is from RefSeq and is a predicted model, not a curated record. Gene Ontology annotation, molecular function: ATP binding; protein kinase activity; protein binding. Gene Ontology annotation, cellular component: plasma membrane.